UCAGCAGUUGGUCAGCGUAAAAGUGCGCCGUCUAUUUUAAAUUCGUAAUGAAAAUUGAAUACUUCACUUAAAUUUAAAUACACGGGGAGAUUAUUUAGGAAGACUGCAUCAAAAUGUAGUCCUCUGAUUUUUCUCUUCCGGGCAAUAUAAAGAUUUAAAAAUUAUUUUCAACAAUAUAAAAAUGUUGGGCCGAAAGCAAAGUUUAAAGGGCGAACCAAUACUUGCCGAUUACGGCCCAGAAGAAUCACUAAAUGAAAGCGCUGAUAUCGAAUGGGUAAAUAAGUUAUGGGUUAGAAGAAUUUUAAGAUUUUGUGCGCUCCUAAGUUUAAUGUCCGUUUCCCUGAACACGCCGAAGUCCUUCGAAAAAUAUCCUUAUCUUCAGAUAACAACUUUUGUGGUAGACUGUUGUGUUACACUUCUUUUUACAGCUGAAAUGAUAGCAAAAAUGCAUAUUAGAGGAAUACUGAAGGGUGAUGUUGCAUACUUAAAGGAUCACUGGUGCCAAUUUGAUGCUUCUAUGGUGUUUUUCCUCUGGGUGUCAGUGCUGCUGCAGAUGUUUGAGCUGACAGGGAUUGUGCCAAGAUACAGUUACCUCAGUAUACUCAGAGCUCCUAGGCCUUUGAUUAUGAUCAGAUUUUUAAGGGUAUUUCUGAAAUUCUCUAUGCCAAAGUCAAGGAUUAACCAAAUUUUUAAGCGAUCAAGUCAGCAGAUUUAUAAUGUAACAUUAUUUUUCUUGUUCUUCAUGUCACUGUAUAGUUUAUUGGGAGUUCAGUUUUUUGGUGAAUUAACACAUCACUGUGUUAGAAAUAAUACUGAUCCAAAUGAAAUAACUAUAAAUUCUCUUGCAAUUCCUGAUACAUUCUGUUCACCGGAACCUAACUCUGGCUAUCAAUGUCCUUCUGGAAUGAAAUGUAUAAAAUUAAACCUUUCCAAAUAUAUCAUGGGAUUUAAUGGUUUUGAAGAAUUUGCUACAAGUUUAUUUACUGUUUAUCAAGCAUCUUCACAGGAAGGAUGGGUUUUUAUAAUGUACAGGGCUAUUGAUUCUUUACCAGCAUGGAGAUCAGCACUAUACUUUAGCACUAUGAUAUUUUUCUUAGCUUGGUUGGUAAAAAAUGUGUUCAUAGCAGUAAUAACGGAAACUUUUAAUGAAAUAAGAGUGCAGUUUCAACAAAUGUGGGGUGUUCGCAACCCUAUAACGAAAGGCAGUACGACGCAGUUUUUCACAAGUGACGAUAACGGUUGGAAAUUAGUAACCAUUGAUGAAAAUAAACAUUCAGGAAGUGCUCCAGAAAUAUUCCAUAAAAUGCUACGCUCUGCAUACUUUCGUCUUCUUGUCAUGGGUGUUGUGUUAGCGAAUGGAAUUAUUACUGCUACUAUGAAUUUUAAACACGAUGACAACCCUAGAGAAUUUUUUUACCAAAAAUAUUACUACAUUGAGAUCGCAUUUACUAUUUUUUUGGAUUUGGAAGCAUUGAUAAAAAUAUGGUGUUUGGGUUGGAAGGGUUAUUUCAAACACUCUGUUCAUAAGUUUGAAUUACUUUUGGCUGUCGGUACUACGAUUCAUAUAAUUCCUCAACUCUAUAUGUCAGGUUUUACUUACUUCCAGGUUCUACGUAUAGUUAGGUUAAUAAAAGCUUCUCCACUAUUGGAGGGUUUUGUUUACAAAAUCUUCGGUCCUGGCAAGAAACUUGGCAGCCUCAUCAUAUUUACCAUGUGUUUGUUAAUUAUAAGUUCUUCAAUCUCGAUGCAACUCUUCUGUUUUCUCUGUGAGUUCACUAAAUUUGAAACAUUUCCUGAGGCUUUUAUGUCCAUGUUCCAAAUUUUAACACAAGAAGCAUGGGUUGAAGUGAUGGACGAAACAAUGGUCAGAACCAGUCAAACCUUGACACCGUUGGUCGCUAUUUAUUUCAUUUUAUACCAUCUAUUUGUCACAUUGAUCGUACUGUCGCUGUUUGUCGCAGUUAUUUUAGACAAUCUAGAGUUGGACGAAGACAUAAAAAAAUUAAAACAACUCCGCUACCGUCAGCAAAGCGCAGAGAUAAAAGAAAGCUUGCCCUUCAGGUUAAGAAUCUUCGAGAAAUUUCCAGACAGUCCUCAAAUGACGAAAUUACACAAAGUUCCUGGCGAUUUCAAUUUGCCAAAGGUACGCGAAUCAUUUAUGCGUCAAUUUGUGUGCGAAGUGGAGGGCGAGGAGGAGGCGGCGGCGGGCGCGGGGGCGGGGGCGGGCGCGCGCUCCGGCGACCUAUCACGGCGAGCCAUAGAGUACAUAGGCGUGGACAAGAUCGCGUUCCCCUACCGCAAACGGUGCCUGGUCAAGACACUAGUGGUGGCCCCGCCCUCGCAGCGGCCCAGCUCCGCCCUACGGAGACAUGUCGUCGCUUCAAUUAUUAAUGAUUCAAACAAUCACCGACGCUUGGUGCUGGGGGACUCGGCGAUGUUGGCUACGGGCGGCAAGUCGGGCCUCAAGUCGCAGGGCACUAUAUCGAGCGCCAAACAGCUGCGGGUAGAUCAAAAAAAAUUCGGGUCGCGGUCGAUCCGGCGCUCGGUGCGCAGCGGGUCGCUGAAGCUGAAGCAGACGUACGAGCACCUGCUGGAGAACGGCGACAUCGGCGCGGCGUCGCGCGUCGUGCCCUCCUCGCGCGCGCGCCCGCCCUACCUCGACAUCCGCCUGCUGCAGGCCAAGCGCCAGCAGGCGGAGAUGAGAAGGAACCAACGAGAGGAGGACCUGCGCGAGAACCACCCGCUGUUCGACACGCCGCUGCUGCUGGUGCCGCGCGAGUCGCGCUUCCGCAAGCUGUGCCGCGCCGUGGUGGACGCGCGCUACGACGCCCGCCUGCGCGACCCCGUCACCGGCAACGAGCGCAAAGUCCACUACAAAAGCUUCCACAAUUUUCUUGGCUUGGUGACUUACCUGGACUGGGUGAUGAUUAUGGUUACAACUCUGUCAUGCUUGUCGAUGAUGUUUGAAACGCCCACAUACAGGGUUAUGGAAAACUUUGUACUGCAGAUCGCAGAAUACGGCUUCGUGAUAUUUAUGAGUUUGGAAUUGGCGUUAAAAAUAUUAGCCGACGGAUUAUUUUUUACACCUAAAGCAUAUCUAAAAGACGCUGCAGCUGUAUUGGAUGUAUUUAUUUAUGUGGUGUCGUUGACGUUCCUGUGCUGGAUGCCAGUGCGGGUGCCGCCGGGCUCGCCCGCGCAGAUGUUAAUGAUCCUGCGCUGCGUGCGUCCUCUACGCAUAUUCACGCUCGUGCCGCAUAUGCGCAAAGUCGUCUACGAACUUUGCAGGGGCUUUAAAGAAAUUCUUCUGGUCUCGACUUUGCUCAUACUGUUGAUGUUCGUGUUUGCGAGUUAUGGCGUCCAGCUCUACGGUGGAAGGUUGGCGCGCUGCAACGACCCGACGAUUACGCGGCGUGAGGACUGCGUGGGAGUGUUCAUGCGGCGCGUCUUCGUCACCAAGAUGAAGAUCAAGCCCGGCCCCAACGAGACCUUCCCCUCCAUGCUCGUGCCAAGAGUUUGGGCAAAUCCAAAACGAUUCAGUUUCGAUAACAUCGGCGACGCGCUGCUGACCCUGUUUGAAGUGCUGUCGUUCAAGGGCUGGUUGGAUGUCCGCGAUGUGCUCAUCAAAGCAUUAGGACCCGUACACGCGAUAUACAUCCACGUGUAUAUAUUCCUGGGCUGCAUGAUCGGGCUGACGCUGUUCGUGGGCGUCGUCAUCGCCAACUACUCGGAGAAUAAAGGCACCGCCCUGCUCACUGUCGACCAGCGACGAUGGUGUGACUUGAAGAAGCGGCUGAAAAUCGCGCAGCCGCUGCACCUGCCGCCGCGGCCCGACGGCCGCAAGGUGCGCGCCUUCGCCUACGACGUCACGCAGAACCUCUCCUUCAAGCGCGUCAUCGCCAUCGUCGUGCUCAUCAACAGCGCCCUGCUCGCCGUCACGUGGUCGCGGCACUCGUCGAACACGGAGCGGCUGGCGCUGACGUCGGCGCUGCUGACGCUGGUGUUCGUGGUGGAGGUGGUGCUGAAGACGGUGGCGUUCACGCCGCGCGGCUACUGGCAGAGCCGCCGCAACCGCUACGACCUGCUCGUCACCCUCGCCGGCUGCAUCUGGAUAUUUAUGCACUUUACGCUCAAGAACGACCUGUCGUACUUCGUGGGGUUCAUGGUGGUGAUCCUGCGGUUCUUCACGAUCACUGGCAAGCACACGACGCUCAAGAUGCUGAUGCUGACCGUCGGCGUCAGCGUCUGCAAGAGCUUCUUCAUCAUCUUCGGCAUGUUUCUGCUCGUCUUCUUCUACGCUCUCGCCGGUACCAUCGUGUUCGGCAACGUCAAGUACGGCGAAGGAAUCGGAAGGCGCGCGAACUUCAACUCGCCGAUCCACAGCGUGGCGAUGCUGUUCCGCAUCGUGACGGGCGAGGACUGGAACAAGAUAAUGCACGACUGCAUGGUGGCGCCGCCCUACUGCACGCCCGCAGACAACUACUGGGAGACCGACUGCGGCAACUUCACCGCCUCGCUCGCCUACUUCUGCACCUUCUACGUCAUCAUCACCUACAUCGUGCUCAACCUGCUCGUCGCUAUAAUAAUGGAAAACUUCUCCUUAUUCUACUCAAACGAGGAAGACGCGCUGCUGUCGUACGCGGAUAUCAGAAACUUCCAGAACACCUGGAAUAUUGUCGACGUCCACCAGAAGGGAGUCAUCCCAGUACGGAAGGUGAAGUUCAUCCUGCGCCUGCUGAAGGGUCGGCUGGAGUGCGACACGCACAAGGAGCGGCUGCUGUUCAAGUACAUGUGCUAUGAGCUCGAGCGUCUGCAUAACGGAGAGGACGUCACCUUCCACGACGUGCUCAACAUGCUGUCGUACCGCACGGUGGACAUCCGCAAGGCGCUGCAGAUGGAGGAGCUGCUGGCGCGCGAGGAGUUCGAGUUCCUGAUAGAGGAGGAGGUGGCCAAGCAGACCAUACGCACCUGGCUCGAGGGCUGCCUCAAGAAGAUACGCGCCAACACCAACAAACAACAAACGAGCCUGAUCGCCGGCCUGAGGAAGACCAACGAGCAGAUCAUCGACAUGCCCAAUGACAAAACCGACAAGGACAAGGAAACUGAGGCACAGGCCGUUACUAAUGCAGGCCGCACGGAGAUGACAGAGUCCACCUCGCAACCUAUUAUGUCCAAUAUAAGUACGUCGUUCGACUCGCAGCCGAAGCGAUCGUCUACAAAGGGGCAAUUCAAGAGACCCGGCUUGCCCUCCGUUACCUUGCCCAGACCGGAGAGCCCCGUCAAGAAGUAUCUGCAACCGACCCUGAGCGACCCACAUCCUACAUUGAACAAAAAAUCCCCACCUUUUUGA
Papilio polytes (common Mormon) is the source of this 5347-nucleotide messenger RNA. It is a transcript of the gene na, whose product is annotated as sodium leak channel non-selective protein. The record is from RefSeq and is a predicted model, not a curated record. Gene Ontology annotation, cellular component: membrane. The transcript is spliced from 35 exons. Gene Ontology annotation, biological process: transmembrane transport; monoatomic ion transport. NCBI's taxonomy places the organism in Eukaryota, Metazoa, Arthropoda, Insecta, Lepidoptera, Papilionidae. Bases 182 to 5347 code for a protein of 1721 amino acids. Gene Ontology annotation, molecular function: monoatomic cation channel activity.